Molecule: messenger RNA, 444 nt
Organism: Colletotrichum costaricense
Lineage: Eukaryota; Fungi; Ascomycota; Sordariomycetes; Glomerellales; Glomerellaceae
Product: 40S ribosomal protein S17
Exons: 3
Coding region: 1-444 (147 amino acids)
Biological process (GO): translation
Cellular component (GO): ribosome
Molecular function (GO): structural constituent of ribosome
Source: RefSeq, a predicted model, not a curated record
AUGGGUCGCGUUCGCACCAAGACCGUCAAGAAGUCCGCCAAGGUCAUCAUUGAGCGGUACUACCCCAGACUCACCCUGGACUUCGAGACCAACAAGCGCAUCUGCGAUGAGAUCGCCAUCAUCGCCUCCAAGCGUCUCCGCAACAAGAUUGCUGGCUACACCACCCACUUGAUGAAGCGUAUCCAGCGUGGUCCCGUCCGCGGUAUCUCCUUCAAGCUUCAGGAGGAGGAGCGUGAGCGCAAGGAUCAGUUCGUCCCCGAGGUCUCCGCCCUCGACUUCACCCAGAACACCGAGAGCGGCCAGCUCGAGGUCGAUGUCGAGACCAAGGACCUUCUCAAGCACCUCGGCUUCGACGCUAUCCCCGUCAACGUCACUCCCGUCGGCCAGACCCAGGUCCAGGAGCGCGGAGGCCGCUUCGGUGGCCGCCCCCCUCGCCGCGACUAA